GAUAUCACUCAAAUAUUGAAUGAUCCAGAUUUCAAUGAAAUCGAUUGGAUAAAUUCUAUGUUCAAGUAUGUUCCUAAAAACGAAAAAGAAAAAGCUGUUGAAGAAUCAGUGUCGAAGCUUCAACUCUACGUUCAAGAAGCAAAUACUUCGAUUGAAUCAACAACACAUGGAAUCAUUUCUACAAUGCCGGUGAUUGCAAAUGACACCAAAAAGUUGAUGGAACAAGCGAAACAAUUAAAGAAAAAAAUGAAUUUGUUGGAAAAAGAUAUUACUAAAAGUGAAACAGCAUUUAGUAUUGCAAAUUUAGAACGCUUAGCUGAUCUCAAAACAAAACUGGAAGCUGCAAAGAACUUUCUUGAGCAAAACGAUUCAUUCUCGAAACUUACACAUGAACUCGACGAUCUUUUGGAAAAUGAGAAGAAAGAUAUUAGUCUUGCAUGUGAGAAGCUUUUUGCCUUACAAUAUUCUUAUCAGGCACAACUUGGAUUGGCUGGUCAAGCUGAAAGAGAACUUGUAUUGGAAGAGUUUAAGAAUCGUCUUGAAGCUUCAAUUACAAGCGAUGUCGUGAAAGCUCUUGCUGAAUAUAACGUUGAAGAAUCACGAAAAUAUGUUGACAUGUUUGAAAAAAUUGAUCGUCUUCCUCAAAUGAAAAAUUAUUACGGAACAUUACAACGCGAGCAGUAUUACGGCGCUAAAUGGAUUGAAGUCACAGGAUCACUUGAAAAUUCCGAUAAUCAAAGAUUUCUUGCUGAUUUUUAUGAAUUUAUUAUUGCAAGUUGGGGAAAGCAAUUGAAAUGGUAUCGAGAUGUUUUCAAAUCCGACGGUGUUGUAGAAACAAUUCAAUUAAUUACUGAACUGCUUAAUUCCUUACAUCCAACGAGGGAGAAUAUUAUCAGCGGAUAUUUAAAAAGAAUCAGUGAGAAAAUGGAUUUUCUGAUGGAUAUUUCAACAUCAAAUGAAAAGUUUGCGACAGCAAUUGUCGAGAAAAUUGAAGAAAAUGAUUGGAAAUUGCCAUUGGAGAAAUUAACUAACUUAUCAAAUGCAGUUUUCAAUUUCUUUAACAUUUUUAUUGUUCAAUAUUCGUCGAUUGAACAAAGUUUGUUGAAUUCCCAACUUGAGGAUACGAAAAUUCUUCAAACAAAUUCAAGCGACACAAUUCGAAGUCUUGAUAACUCAUUGGUGAAAAUAUUUGAAUGGGUGCAACAAUCAAUUGACAGACAAACAAAAAUUACACAAAAUUGUGCGAUUGUUUCUCUCAUUUAUAUUCUAAACACUUUCUUCAAAUCAUUUUUGGAGAAAAUGAAGAAAGCGCAACUUCAAUUAGACGCCAGUAGUCGAAAUGAUCACCAGGAUUGGAAUCUUCUUCAAAUCUGCAUAACAUUCCUUCAAAUCAUUGGAAACUUUAAAAUAAAACUCGAUGAUGUUGAAGAAACAAUCAAGAAAAUGAUGCUUGCUAAAUGGAAGGAAAUUAAAAGCAAAGAAGAAUUUUGUUACAAACUUGUUGGACAACGAGACAUCAGCGACUUUGAGAGAAUCACAAAUCGAUUGAUUGCAAAUGAAACUUCAGUGAUUUUCGAGACUUUAACGACUCCAAUUGAUGGCAUUGCGAAAGAUUCACAUCACAUGCUUCUUCGAUUAAUAUUUGCGCCGAUUGAAGGUUUCUUUAAAAAGUUAGAGAUCAGUGAUUCAAACGAUGCCGAUCUUCCUGAUUACAGUUUCUCUCCGUUUGAAUACAUCACAGAAAUUGGACAAUUUCUUCUCACACUUCCACAGAAUUUGGAACCAUUGUUGUUAAAUCCAGCGAAACCUUUGAAACUUGCUUUGGAAAUGAGCGAUGCAAGUUACAAAGAAAACAUUCCAAGUGCUGACAUUCUUCUAUCCUUAGUUGCUGACGAAACUUGCGCACUUUAUCAAGAAAAAAUUCUUCACGUUCAUUCGAUUGGCGAUGGUGGAGCUAAGCAACUUGCAACUGACAUUGAAUAUCUUGGAAGUGUUCUUGAAGAACUCGGUUUGACUAUCUCAAGUCAAUUAAAACAAAUCGCUCAACUUCUUAAAAUCAAAGGUGAACAAUAUUUAACUUCAAGUUCAGGAAUUGAUCCGCGAUUAGUUGCAGCAAUACGUCAAAUGCGAAACAUCAAUAUCACUGAAUAAUUUUUAAAUUAAUCAACAACAAAAAAAUAAAAUUUAAAUUCUUAAAAAAAAA
Molecule: messenger RNA, 2203 nt
Organism: Clunio marinus
Lineage: Eukaryota; Metazoa; Arthropoda; Insecta; Diptera; Chironomidae
Source: the annotation of a GenBank genome assembly